Messenger RNA from Xyrauchen texanus (razorback sucker), 3192 nucleotides. RefSeq names its product GA-binding protein subunit beta-1-like. NCBI's taxonomy places the organism in Eukaryota, Metazoa, Chordata, Actinopteri, Cypriniformes, Catostomidae. The transcript has 8 exons. Bases 168 to 1415 code for a protein of 415 amino acids. The record is from RefSeq and is a predicted model, not a curated record. Gene Ontology annotation, cellular component: nucleus. Gene Ontology annotation, biological process: positive regulation of transcription by RNA polymerase II. Gene Ontology annotation, molecular function: protein binding; transcription cis-regulatory region binding.
UGCGCCAUCUUUGACGACAAAUAGCCCGUCUAUGUUGUUUUCGGAAAGUAUCGAAAAGUAUGAUAGAAGACUGGAUCUCCUAAAAUAACCGAAGCAUUAAUUUGGCAUUUGCCUUAUUUUACGUGGUAUAAUACCGUACAAGUCGUCUGGAGAACAUUUUUGUCGAGAUGUCACUUGUAGAUUUGGGAAAGCGCUUGUUGGAGGCAGCUCGUAAAGGACAGGAUGAUGAAGUGAGGUUGCUAAUGGCUAAUGGAGCUCCUUUUACAACAGACUGGCUGGGGACCUCACCACUGCAUUUAGCAGCACAGUAUGGGCAUUACUCCACCGCUGAGGUGCUCCUCCGUGCUGGGGUGAGUAGAGAUGCUCGCACUAAAGUGGAUCGGACCCCUCUCCACAUGGCUGCUGAAGAGGGCCACUCAAGCAUCGUUGAAUUACUGGUCAAGAGUGGAGCAGACAUCAGUGCCAAAGACAUGCUGAAAAUGACUGCCCUACACUGGGCUACAGAACACGGGCACAGAGCGGUCGUAGAGCUGUUGAUUAAAUACGGUGCUGAUACUCACUCCCUGAACAAGUUUGACAAGACGCCUUUCAACAUCGCCGUGGACAGAGGAAACACUGAGUUGAUGCUCUUGUUGCAGGAUGGAAUGCAGAAUCAAGUAAACAUGAAUCCAGAGAGGACUAUCCUAAGCAGCCCAUCUCCUGCCACUGCCAGCCCUCAGUUCAUCAUCUCAUCAUCAGGAGUGGUUAAUCUCUCUGAUCUUGUUCUCACCAAUGCUAAAACGAACACAGAGAAUGUGAUUUCUGCUGACUCAGUGGAUUCGGCUAUUCAGCAACUUGUAGGGGAAGAUGGCCAGAGAGUUAUCACCAUAGUAACAGACCAACAGGGCAACCUGCAUCCUGGCAACCUUGGACAGAAAUUCUUCGUCACAAUGCAAGGGCAGCAAAUAGUUGCAGUGCCCGCUGGUCAGAUUUCUGAGGAAAUCGUCACAGAGGAAACCAAACCAGUUCCAUCAAGGAAGAGGAAAUUUGAAUCAACUAUCAACCACACUGAUACCAAACCUAAGGAGCUGACUGAGAAGGACAGUCGGGAACAGUUGGAGCUGCAGCUGAAGGAGGCAAACAGAAAAGCCCAGGAGUACUGGCAGCAGUUACUCCGGAAGGAGCAGGAAGCUGAGCAGUACAGGCUUAAACUGGAGGCCUUUUCCAACGGGCAGACCAAUGGCACCAGUGACGAGCCCGAAGAGGAAGUGGUAUUUCAGGAAGAGGAGGAGGAGGUGGUUGGUGGAGAGGAAGUUGUGUUGCCAGAGGGGGCGAUCAUCAUUAAGGAGGAGGCCAUUGACUCCAGUUUGUCAGACGAAACUGUGGCAUUAGUAGAUGCAGGAGAUACCACAGGCAUCUCUGAGGCCACACUGUAGCAGUGAACUCAAAGACUCAAACACUCAGGAAUUAGAAACACUCUUUUAAUCUGUUUACCUGGAGUGUGAUUUUGUAUUUAUUUAUUUUAAAUAACCUUUUUUUACUCAUAGACAUACUUGCAGACAUUUAGGUGGCAACAACAAUGCUGAAGUGUUUAGAUUGAUAGAAUAGGGAGAGCAGAAGUGAUGAGUCAUUUUAAAAAGGAUUUGUUCCCCAAAAAAGGAAAAUUCUGUCCUCAUUUACUCACCCUCAUGUCAUUGCAAACCUGUAUGACUUUCCUCAGUGGAUCACUUGAGAUUUUAUUCAAGAAUGUUGACGCUGCACUGUUUUUCCCAUACAAGGAAAGUGAAUAGUGACUGAGGAUGUCAGUUCUCUCUCUCUCUCUCUCUCUCUCUCUCUCUCUAUCCAUCUAUUUUCAUUUAUUUAUUUUUUUUCAUAGUCAUAAGGAACAACAUAAGAGUGGGUAAAUAAUGACAGAAUUUUCAUUUUGGGAGUGAAAUAUCCCUGUAGUGCUUUUAAUGAAGACACAUUAUGAACCUUUAAUACUUCAGUCCAGUACAAAGUGGGUACUAACUACAUCAUAGUGUACAAUAACAGUGGAAUAUGACACUUUGAGUGUUGCAGAGCAUUAACAGACUUAAAAUGCCUUUAAAGAGACUGUCAAGUUAACUAAAUGGAGGAACACCGAGCAAAGAUUAGCCAACUGUUGAACAGUAAUUUGUUGGCAUUGGGUGGUGGAAUUGGUUCUAAGUAGCUAUGCAUUUACUUAGUAAAAAAAAACUUUAAUAAUUUUAGUUGUUGCUAAUCAUAACUGUUACUCCUUUCAGAGUAUAAAAUUAGCAUUGGCUGUUUCAUCUUUAUUUUAUCUUUGUUCUUUUGAAUACACUAAAUCAAGAUAUCCAUUAAAUUUUUUUGUGCUCUAAAAAUUAUGCAAUGUUCCUGGUCAUGUGACCGUUUUGUCUGUUCUCAUAAUAUAGUGAAAUGCUGCUGUGUUUCCAGAAGUUAGCAGCUUUUACAGUUAAAUGGUUAGUUCACCUUAAAAUGAAACCCGAUCAGAUUUACUCACCCUAUUUUUCAGGUUUGGAACAACAUCAAGUUAAGUAAAUGAUGACAAAUUGUUCAAUUAUGGCUAAACUAUCCCUGUAAACUUUCAGUGAAGUUAUAUUAUCAGUUGUGUUUUUUCGGAAGUAACAUCUCUCUUAGCAGGUUUAAAAAUGUGAAUUAAUACAGCAUACCAUUUUUCAGAACUAGACCUCACAUCACAAAGUUUUCCAGGUAGCCAGCUGGCGUUUGAUAUUUCCAUUGAAUUUUAAGGGAUUGCAUUAACUGUAUUGUACAUGCUUUAUUCCUCUUUCAUGCUCUGUACAUAUGCAAUUCCUUCUUAACCCACAAACAUUAAGUCUCGAGUUAUUUGUUAUUUUGCUAUUUUUCUGCUUAUGCAUAGGAUGUAAUCAGAAGAGAUAUAUCAGUAAAAAUAACAAUCUUACAUUAACAUUAUGUCAUUGGUAAUCACUUUAAAAAUGUGUUUGUCAGACACAAAGCAAAGUUUGUUUACGCUUUUACAUUGGGCUUCACUAUUUGAAUUUUAAUGUGAUGGGGAAAAAAAUAUUUUGUGGCUUGGACUUUUGCUGGCUUUUUAGGCAGAUGCACACUUUGUCCGUCAGUUUUAUUGUUUGUAUAUAUUUACAUAUAUAUUUUUGUAAUGAAACAAUUGGGGACUGUCUUUAGUGCACUUGCAGUUACAUUUUAUUAUAUUUACAGUCAAAAUAAAUGUUU